Cydia pomonella (codling moth) is the source of this 7704-nucleotide messenger RNA. Its product is annotated as GATOR complex protein NPRL2-like. Bases 397 to 1701 code for a protein of 434 amino acids. The record is from RefSeq and is a predicted model, not a curated record. The transcript is spliced from 9 exons. Lineage: Eukaryota; Metazoa; Arthropoda; Insecta; Lepidoptera; Tortricidae. Gene Ontology annotation, molecular function: GTPase activator activity. Gene Ontology annotation, biological process: positive regulation of autophagy; negative regulation of TORC1 signaling; cellular response to amino acid starvation. Gene Ontology annotation, cellular component: vacuolar membrane; GATOR1 complex.
CGCAGUAAGCCCCUUGAUGUUUUUAUUUGUUUGAGCUGAUGGCAGUGUUGCCAAUGCUCAAAAAAAAAGUAUUUCAACUUGACAGUUGUCAUACUACUGUCACUAUUUGUCUAUUCUAUGUAGAUAUUUUUGUUAGUAAUAAUAAGUAUGGUACGGAAAUGAAAUUUCCAGGAAUUGUGUUAUAACCAACGUGCCUUGUUCUUGAAACAGAAGCUGAGGAUGGUUGUUUUCUCAUAAAUACGCUCCCAGUGAUACUAGUGAAUAAAAAAAACUUAAACGCUGUCAUUGCAUUACAAAUAUACACUAUUAAGAAAUUUAAUCAACAAAUGGCAAGUUUCAAAUACUUGCUUUGUAUGGCCGACUGUAAAAGCGGCUGAUACUAUUAAUUUAUCAAAAAUGAUGGAAACUCGGUAUUACGAAGGAUGCGGGCGAGAAGGCCCCAUACGAUGUAUCUUUUUGGGUGAAUUUCAUCCCGUAGCUGGCCCAAAAAUUGCUUGUCAGUUCCCAGAAGAUUAUAUAUCGAAAGAAGUAUUUGAUUCUAUAAGUGCCUUUAUCAUCCCCAAGCCUCAGAUACAAAGAUGCACAAUGACAAUAAAUGCUCUGGGCCAUAAAAUAGUGGGCUACCCCAUCCGGAUAGACAGCUCGCGCUACGAACGGAACGCGUACCUCUUCAACCUCUGCUUCGUGUGUGACAGCUGGUCCAAAACUGUGCAGUAUGAACCGGUCGUCAAGAAACUUGGAGAACAUUUGACCAUAAUGGAGGAAGAGACGCGUUUCGUGUCGAGCGGGGCCACGCGGCUGCCCACGCUGUUGGCGCACCUGCUGCACGAUCUCAACACGCACCGCAAGUCGACGCUUGUCGAAGGCGACACGGUGAUGCACCUGAAGGUGGUGGAGGUGCGCGCAGACCCGGCGCCCGUGCACGACCACGACGUGCCCGUGUGGGUGGCGAGCGUGGGCAUGCCGCGGCCGGGCGCGCCGGGGCGCCGCGCGCCGCGCGUGCCCGCGCGCGCCUCGCCCGCGCGCCGCGCGCAAGAACAGCACCUCGACAGCGACGUGCCCGUCGACGUCGACAUCAACGACGACUGGGAUCUCACUACCCGACAGAUUUUACCGCACAUUACCGGUUACAACCACGUGUCUCAGAUCGCAGCUGACACUAACGUGGAGAAGACUUUGGUUAAGUCUUGUAUUCAAAACCUUGUCUACUAUGGAGUGGUGACAUUGAUACCAGUGAUUAAAUUUACAAACAUGUACAGAGCUACUCCAAACCUUAGCCGCCUGUUUAGCGACAAGGAGUUACAGAAGUCAUGUUUGGCUUUCAUCACCAAAGGAUCAGAUAGCAAGGAAAAGCCGACGAUAUCUGACGUGUUGGAGAUGCUGUGCGCACUGCAACAGGGCACGACGCUGCGCGCCGUGUGCGAGCGACACGCAGCCGGCGCGCGCGCUGCUUUCGACGUGCGUCGCCUAGUGCUGUACGCGCAGCUGCACGGCCUCAUCAAGUGCCUGAAGAGGUUUCCAGUGUACAUCAGGACGCCGAGCCGCGGCGUGGGGUUCGGGCGCGGGGAGGCGCUGGGCAUCCGCCGGCUGUUCACCGGCCGGCACUGCGCCGACGAGAUCUGCUGCCUCGCGCGCAUCGACCUGCCCACGCUCGACCAGAUCAUCGAGGACGACCCCAACGUCGCCGUCAUUUGGAGAUAAACUAUCAGGCUAAGCCCUUGCACGAUACGUCCAGUGUCUAUGGGUCGGUAACUUAUGUAAGAUUAAAGGUUAUGCGCCUUUCCUGUAAACAUCGUAAAAUACAUUGAUUUUAAAUGCCUAAUGUCCUUACUGGACCCGUACAGGCAUAUUUGAACCUUCUGUUUCUAUUAAAUUACAAUUAACUAUUGUAUUUGGGUAUAGUUUACUGAGGCUUACACAAUAGUUUACGGGAAAGACGCCAGUAACAGCCAGGCACGCUACUUACUACUUACAUAAGACCCAUUAGGUAUAUAAAUUUAUCUAUAGAUAACGUUCGUUUUGCAGUGGUUAAAAAGAAACUUGACUGUCCUGGUCUGUGUCGGGUUACACUAUUUUACGAAAUGUAUCAGCUAAACCGCUGGUGGGCACUAUUUGCUUGUUGCACUAGUUGCAGUACAUUCCCCAGUGGCAACAACUCUGCUAAAAUGGGGCUUAGAUAGGAUCUUCACUUCAUUAAAAAAGUUAAUUUAAAAAUGAAAAAUGAUUUAUUGGCUACACAAUAGGUUUUUAAGUAGAACUAGUACCAAAACAAGAACCUUCUUUUAAGUAAAACAAAUACUUGUGCCAGAGGGCUCCUCUCCUCCAAUACUACAAAUGUAUAAUGUAUAUGAUGAUGAUGAUGAUGUUUGGUAGUAGGGUGGUAUAUAGGAGGAGGAGGUAUAUAGGAGGCAUUUCUGUCACGUCUUUAUAGACUAGUAUUAAAAAAACCGCCUGGAUAAAAGUAACGAUAAAAAACUACUUAGGCUUCAUCAGAGGGGGCGGUACCAUUUAUCUUAAUUACUCCGAAAAUAUACCCUGAUAUCCGAAAAUAUACAACUACACAUGUUUUCAUAUAGUCUACUUUCCGUGUGAUUUGUUUUUUAUGGCAUUUACCCAUGUUUAAAAUCAAUGUAAUUGUUAUGCUAUAGCCUCCUCUUACUAGACAGUUGGCGGCAGGCAUGGUACCAUUUCGGUAUGUACACUGUUUUACUGAAUUAUCGAUUUUACACCCAUAUUUUAAAUUGAUAAUUUUGAUAAACUAUGAGUGUAGAUGCGAUAGCAUUGAUGAAUUGAGUAACGUGUUUCGACAAUACUUAGGUAUAAUUUAUUAUCUCAGUUUGACAGUUUGAGAGGUUUACACGGUCACACUACAUGUGUACAUGCGAUGAUGAUAAUGCGAUUACUACGUAAAUGUGAGAUGGAUCUUUAUAUUUGUGUGUAUCCAUAGGUGGAGGUGAUAGUCUCGAAUUUUGAGCUAAACAUUGGUAGCGUGUUCACAAGCGUCGUUUUGAGUAUUAUUGAUUCUAAGGGAGGCUCUUUGUACUUUAGUAUUAAAGUACGCUUGGUGGAUUUAACAACCGGAGUUGCCUUUAAGAGCUUACCCCUCAGUCGAAAAUCUCGGCCAAUUGUCAUAUGUAUUGUAUUAAUUGACGUUUAUCUGACGUGGCUAUUUGUGUACGUUACGUAGAAAUAGUCCUACAUUUGACGUGCCCCUCCCUCGCAAAAAUCGGCAGACUGGUUUUGUACAGAAAAUUACAGACAAGGCGUCUCCAGUUGUUAAAUCCUCCAAGAAAAAAAGGGUUAAGGUGUUACAUUUAUAGUAUCAGUGUUAUUUCAUAAGUCGUAUUUAUAGAACGUGUAUUUUAAUGAACAAGAAAAGUGUCUUAGGGAAUUUCGACUGAAAAAGUAUUAGACGUACCUAGUAUUGCAGUUAUACACCGUGGGCCCAUAUAACCCGACAGAUUUUAAGCACGCAUUCCUAAGGUUAAGGAGCAAAUAUGUUAUACGACUUGAUCUAAUUCAGUAAAAAAACGCGUGCGUGUGUAUGUGUUUUCUGCACACGACACGCUAUUUCUUUUUACAUCUUGGCGAAAAAAAAAACAUUGCAACGAAUAAGUUCUCUUUUUUUAUUUUAUUUAACGAAAAAUUUGCGAGUAUCCUUUAAAAUUUUAAUACUUGUCAGUAGGUAUGUUUAAACGCUCACGGUGUAUAACACUAACAUUAGGUUCCUUAUAACUGGUAAUUGGAGGAUGCCUAUUUAGUUAUUUUUGGUGCAGCUGGUGUAAAAUAGACAUCAAACAGCACCAUACGUUUUGGCUCCGUUGACGUCUUGACGUGUAAUAGAUACCGGAAGACUAUUUAUUGAAAAGUAAACUACCUAUACAUAGGUAAAAAAAUAAAAGUAGUACCAUCGCCCAACUGUUAACUGUCCAUCGGUGGACCUUAUUACAGAAGGCAUUGUGUCCACCGAUGGACAGUUAAGAAUGUUGGUGUUUGUACGAAUACGAGAGGUGAAAUAUGUGGAUUUUGGUAGAAAUGUUUAUCGCUGAUCACUAUUUUAUAGAGUGAGUAUAGUAUUGUUCGGUGGUUGGUGGUGUAGGUGUACGGCCUCUGCAGGAAAGAUGACUUGUCGCGGGACGUGUUCACACGAAUCUAAUUUAUUAUGUUAGUCAUAUGAAAGUUUUAUUUAUUUAAAAAAAUGAAGUGGGUACUUAAGUUACCUAUAAAAUUUUAGGUCCUUAUGUUUUUCGAAACUUUGGUGAAAAUAACCUUAUCACUUUCUGAUAAUUUAUGGAAUUUAGUUGUGUACGAACAGUUAAAAAAAUAUUUAAUUGGCUAUGCCAUCGAUGGAGACGCGUGAUGUUCAAUGUGCAGCAUUUAGAUAAUGUUACGUGAUGUUUUACCAAACUAUUGGUAUGUGGCUGGAUGACGACAUGGAAUCUACCUAUUCAUUCGAAACAUCGUACCACGAUGAAUGAAUCCUUAUUUGCAACACAGCUUUGUUCACAAUAUUUACUUAUUUGUUGCGCAGUGACGAUUGUAUUCGGAACUGAUGGUGACGCACUGUGUUUGAAUGAACAUUUCAUUUAUUCUGUCCCAUUAUGGCCGAGUGACACGAGGACAAAAUAUGAUGAAAAGGAGGCUUUAAGUCAUACAGGAAUUUAGGUUUUUUCUUUUCAAUUCCUGAAAGGAAGCACUUUAAUGAAACAAAGAUCUUUUUGGAGUAUAAUAAAUUAGCGUUCUGCAUUCUGUAGGUACUUUCAGGAAAAGAAGAGAAAAUCGUGUUUCUGUAUCUGCACAACCAUUAAUUAGAUAGCUACCUAUUAGGGCCACGACCUAUCAAUCCGAUCAGUUAUACUUGUAAACUUAUUCUCUCCCUCGGAAUUACGUAAAUUAUGACGCGUGAGAGGAAAUUUCUCGGGAUUUACUAAUAUGCUAUUGAAACAAACAAGACGUCAUACCAUUGGUAAUGAUUGUCAUACUUUCAAGGUAACAUAUUGAUCAUAAAAGUAGGAAUAACCAAAACGAUGAUCGAUUCGUUACCACCAAUACUAACGUAUACGAGUAUUUAAUAAUUAAUUGUAACCUUGUGAUGAAAUUUCGAACCUUGAUUGUGAUAUUUAUGUCAAGUAUGCAUGUAAGAAGCAUGAAGGUUUCAUCUGGAAAUACAUAAUGUAAUUUAAUUAUUUCUAGUGCAAAAUAUAUAUUGUAUAUUUUUAGAGAGGAGAGGAGCAAAUUUAAUCACUGCCGACUAUCACGGCCGUUGAAAAACAAGGGUCUCAAAAAAAUAAUAAUAAAUGAGGCAUAGUAAACCUCAAAAAUCGCUAAGGACCGUAUCGUUAAUUAUGGAAAUAAGUAUACUGACAUAAUUUGUGUUAAUGUUAACACUUUAUGUUAUGGCAAAAAUAUUAAAACUAUGAUAUUCUUGUAUCUUUAAACAUAAUAAUAAAAGUUAACUUAUUAAGCUAUUGCUUCCCUCGGCCAGUAUUUGAAUUUAAUUUUGCUGUUCAUCAUUGGCUCUUGGACAGCAAUUAUAUUGACGGUUUUUUGAAUACGAAUACGUUAGUUUGAUUUACAAGCCUUUACCUUCAUCAGAAUUCAAAAUCCUUAAAUGGGCCUAAAUCAGGUAAUUCGGGGUAUUAAACAUUUUCCCCGUAUAUUCAUCAUAUUUUUUUCGCACGAGGUUAAAUCAGGCCAGAAUAAUGUAGGACCCCUGUGUUUUCCAAUGCGCGACAGCGCUCGGUUUUGAAAACAUUUCUCCUUGUAAAUAUUCGAAGUUAAGUUGUCAUUUAUGAAAAAUAAGGAUUUUUUUGUAAAUAGUGAACUUGAAAUGUCGUAAAUAGACACAAUAAUAGAAAACAAGAAAGUGAUUUCAGCGUUUUUAGAUAUUUAUUCUCUAAGGGAGUUAUAAUGGCUUUAUGAAAAGUUUGUAUUAAUCCCCUAAAUUGGUGAAAAUAUGGUUUAAAGUUAGUAUAGGGAGCGAACAUAUAUUUUUUUAAAUAGUUGACUUGAAAAUCCUCUGAGGGGGUAAGAGGGAUUUUAUCGAGAACAAUUCUUUUCAGUUAGGGGCGUGACACGUGUAGGUUGUGACUGACAAAUCUCAUGCUUUGUAUAAUAAUUAACAGAUGAUUAACCGUCCCUACUGCUAUCUUUUGCUGCAUACUAAUCUAUGGUCCUGUCGAAUAUAUAACCACCAACAUUCAAACCCACGCGUACGAAGGCAACGGUAAAGGUACGAAGGCUCGCGGGCAACAGCUAGUCAUGUAUAGCUACCCAAUCCUUUAAAAUAUUUGGCCACAAUUGAAAGUCGUUGAUUUAUGGAAAUCCCUCCAUUUUGUAAUUUACAAGCAUUUAAUAUAUUUUCUUCUAUUUUAUUCGAUAGAUUGGUAUACAUCACACAGCACAAAAUAUUGUCACUUUUUUCUGAGCAUCACUAACUUAUUUCGAUAAUUAACGACACGGUCCUUAAAUUACCUCCUACAAUACAAUCCUGUCAAUUUUAUUGAUUUGAGUUAUAGUUGUUAGGUCAGUGCGACAGUAUCAACAGUACUGGAAUGUUUUGAGGCUUGCUGUGAUAUUUGCCCUAUUUGAUGAUGAGUCUCCAGCGAAAUUGUCAGUAUUAUUUAUGAGUACCUAUAUUAAGACUUGUUAAGAUGCGUGUGAAGGAGAACUCGUUUGAUCACCGCGACACCUUACAUAUAUUAAGAGGCCGUACAUAAUUUGAUUAAUUUAUUAAGUGCGAAUUAGUCUUUCUUGCCCCCAAAAGUUAAUAUUGGGAUUGAUAUUACCUAUGAAACUGGCGUUUUUGUUCAUAAGUAUUAGUCAUGUCAUAUGUAUUAGUUAUGUUUAUUUAUUUUAAUAGUAACUUCGAAGAAUUUUUAAUUUCAUUAGUGCGUUACAUAACAACGAUUUUACAUACAAUUAUUUGCUACUUUUAUUGUUUUAUGUAUACAGAAUACCGCCCUGAAAACAGCUCUUUUCAUGUGCUUUUGGCUCGAGUAUUAAAAUGACUUAUAUUUUUCAGACGGGACAGAUAAAAAAAAUAUGAGAUAGAAAAUAUGACUUAAAAAUGUCUCAGAUUACUGGCAAAAAUUUGUUUGGUUUGAAAAUGCUAUCACAAAAUAAUCCGUAAAAUUCAUUGUAUGAAAAAUCGAAUUUCGUUAAAGUUCUCCAUUAAAAACGCCAAUUUCAUACGUAAUGGUAAUGACCUAAUAAAACAGGAGAGAAUUAAAAACCCACGAUUUUUUGAUUGCUUUGAAUUUAUGUUGUUGAAGAAAUAAUGAUUAUUGUUCGGUACUGUUCCCUAUUUGUAGCGUUUCGCCGACGUAUGGGCGUUAACGAUUUAUGUGAUGUGACAUGCAUUAGCAAUAAAUAAUUAAUAAGGUAACUAAUCUAAUAUUGUAUCUUGUCAACUAGUUACAUAUCAUGUCCGUCAAACUUAAUGAAUAUCUGUGUCUGCCACAGCGCAUUAUUUUUAAAACAUUAUUCUUGCUAUGUCGACAUGUCGCGCCAGUGACAAAAAAUUCGCGAUGUAAACCGUAAAAUUAUUUUAAUGUGUAUGACUCGACAUUUUCAAUUCGAACAUGAUUCCUGUCUAGAGUGUACCAAGUGGGCGCACAAUGGGACGCGUGUAACUAAAUUGUAUUUCCAGGUUUUCUAUUGUUAUGUAUUUCAUUUUAUAAUAGUAAAAGAUCAUCUCAUUCA